Messenger RNA from Coffea arabica (coffee), 1902 nucleotides. RefSeq names its product probable aspartic proteinase GIP2. The record is from RefSeq and is a predicted model, not a curated record. Gene Ontology annotation, biological process: proteolysis. NCBI's taxonomy places the organism in Eukaryota, Viridiplantae, Streptophyta, Magnoliopsida, Gentianales, Rubiaceae. Gene Ontology annotation, molecular function: aspartic-type endopeptidase activity.
UUCAUCCUUCACAACUGUAGCAACAGCUACCGAAAUCAAUAUGGCUUUUUCCGACACUACAUAUGUCAAUUUAUCCAUUUUCUUGCUGCUUUUGGCUUCAAGUGUUUCAGCUCAGAGCUCAUUUCGCCCACCUGCUCUAGUUCUUCCGGUCCGAAAGGAUGCUUCCACUUUGCAAUAUGUGACCAAAAUCAACCAAAGAACACCCUCAGUUUCCCUGAACCUGGUUCUUGAUCUUGGAGGCCAAUUCUUGUGGGUUGAUUGCGACAAAAAUUACAUAUCAUCUACGUACCGCCCGGUUAGAUGCCGCAGUGCCCAGUGCUCACUAGCUGGGAAUGAUGGGUGUGGAAAUUGUACCAAUGGGCCUAAGCCAGGGUGCAACACUAACACCUGCGUCGUUUUCCCUGACAACACCGUCACUCAUACUGCCACCGGGGGAGAGGUAGCUCAGGAUUCUCUCACCGCAGCAUCAACCGAUGGCUCGAAUCCAGGUCGAUCCGUCACGGUUCCUCAGUUCAUUUUCGGAUGUGGCUCUACUUUUCUGUUGAAAGGACUUGCCAGUGGUACAGUUGGCAUGGCUGGACUUGGCCGGGCUAGAAUUGGACUGCCAUCCCAGUUGUCUGCUGCCUUCAGUUUCCAUAAAAAGUUUGCAAUUUGCCUAUCAACUUCAUACACGGUUGAUGGUGUUGUCUUUUUCGGUGAUGGCCCUUAUAAUUUUCUUCCAAAUGUUGAGGCAGCCGGGUUUUUGCAAUACACCCCGCUUUUCAUCAAUCCAGUGAGCACUGCUGGAGUUUCCAGCCAGGGCGAGCCGUCGGACGAGUACUUCAUUGGAGUUAAAUCUAUCAGGGUGGGCGACAAGGCUGUGAAAUUUAACAACACAUUGCUGACCAUUGAUAGACAAGGCUACGGCGGAACGAAGAUCAGCACUGUCAAUCCUUACACUGUACUGGAGACUUCCAUCUUUAAAGCAGUCACCAAUGCCUUUAUUAGUGAAGCUGCAGCAAGGAACAUCAGUAGAGUUGCUGGUGUAGCACCCUUUGAGGUGUGUUUCAGCUCAGAGAAUGUUCUUGGCACAAGACUUGGUGCAUCAGUUCCAUACAUUGAACUUAUUUUUCAGGGUCAAAAUGUGGUUUGGACCAUCACUGGUUCAAACUCCAUGGUUUCUGUGAAUGAUAAUGUUCUGUGCCUUGCAUUUGUUGACGGCGGAUUGAAUCCCAGAACCUCAAUUGUGAUUGGUGGUUAUCAGUUGGAAGAUUUGCUCUUGCAAUUUGAUUUGGCAACUUCAAGACUGGGCUUCACCUCUACGCUUUUGGGCGCUCAAACCACAUGCUCCAACUUCAACUUCACAUCCACAGCCUAAACUACGUCAAUUUUUGAUGCUUUGUGCUUUCAGAGAAAUCUGCCUCAAGAUUGCGCUUGAUGGAGGAUGAGGUCUCUAGCAGCUUUGGAUGUGGCGAGAUUGUUUUGUCAGUGGUUGGGGUUGAAGAUGCAGAUGCUUCGGUGAUGUUUGUGUCUGAAACAGUCUCCUCUGGCAUAUUAUUUAGGGGAGAUGUUGGUCUUGUUAGCAAUGUGUGUGGCGUGCUCUGUAUGACUUGCUGAGAUAGUGCUUCACUUGCUGAUUGUUGUGGGAUGAAUGUUGUUAAAAAGUAGAGCGGCAUAUACUGUCAGACUUUAGAAAUAUCCGAUAUCUGUCUAGGUCCUGAACUUCUGUCAAGCUUCGAAUAAAAGCAGAAUAUGGAUUUUCAUCAAGUAUAGACCUCAGCUGUUGUACAAUAGACUCUUUGAAUUUGCCUGAGAUAGCCAUUCUAUUUGCUAACUCAUGUUCUGUAUCAUAAAAAUACAGUUGCAAGUUUGAUGCCUUGUCAUCAUCAGAAGGAAAUAAUGAGUUCAUAAAAUGGUAUAUCU